Messenger RNA from Ostreobium quekettii, 1563 nucleotides. NCBI's taxonomy places the organism in Eukaryota, Viridiplantae, Chlorophyta, Ulvophyceae, Bryopsidales, Ostreobiaceae. The record is from the annotation of a GenBank genome assembly.
AUGGCCGCGGUGGGCGGCAAGCGCGAGUGGUACCCGCCGGAGCGCGGAGAGCCCAGGGAGCUGGUGCUGUACAACAGCCUGCUGGACGAAAAGGUGCCCUUCGUCCCUGCGGCCGGCGCCGGCAGCAAGUCCAUCACGUGGUACACCUGCGGCCCCACGGUCUACGACUCCGCCCACAUGGGCCACGCGCGCAACUACGUGACCUUUGACAUCGUGCGCCGCGUGCUGGAGGACUAUUUCGGCUACGACUGCCUGUUCGUGAUGAACGUAACGGACGUAGACGACAAGAUCAUACUGCGGGCGCGGCGGAACCACCUGCUCAAGGAGUACAGGGCGGGGGCGGCCGGGGCGCAGCAGAUCGCUGACGACUGCAGGAAAGCAAUUGAGUGGGCGCUGGCCAAGCAGCAAGCGAAGGUGGAUGCUGCAAAGCAGCGAGUUGCUGAGGAAGCCGCCCUACUGUCGGACGAGGGCACAGUAAAGCCUGGGGCCCAGAGGCGGGUGGACGAGCUGCAGGGAAUCCAUGACCAGGAGCUACUGAAGCUGUCCAAGGUGCAGCAGGCGCUGGAUGGCCUAAAGGCACUGCCAGUAGAGUGUAAGGAUGGAGGCGAAACUAGUGUGUCAGCCGAUGAGGUGCUGAAGGUGGGCGGAGACUACCUGGCUGAAUUCUUGGACAAGGAGCGUGGGGCUCAGGUCACAGAUUUGUCAAUAUUUAGAGCUCAUGCUGCAAAGUACGAGGCAGAGUUCCUUGAGGACAUGGAUGCACUGGGCUGCCGCCCACCCGAUGCAUUCACACGAGUGAGUGAGUACAUCCCUGAGAUCGUGAAGUAUGUGGAGGGCAUCGUGAAUGCGGGAAUGGCUUAUGAAUCGAAUUCCAGUGUCUACUUUGAUACCCAGUCGUUCAGGACACAGGGUCAUGUUUACGCAAAGUUGAAGCCAUGGGCAGUUGGGUCAUCAGCACUUGCCGCAGAAGGGGAGGCCAACUUCGAGACAACAGAAAAGAAGUCGCCAAAUGACUUUGCUUUGUGGAAGGCAUCGAAGCCGGGAGAGCCAUAUUGGGAUUCGCCAUGGGGCCAAGGGAGGCCAGGUUGGCACAUCGAGUGCUCAGCCAUGGCAUCUGCCAUCGCCGGCUCCAAGCUGGACAUUCACACAGGAGGGGAGGACCUGCGCUUCCCACACCAUGACAACGAGCUGGCUCAGGCGGAGGCUUUCUACCACUGCGAGGGUUGCCGGCAGUGGGUGAAUUAUUUUCUCCACUCUGGUCACUUGAGUAUCGAGGGCUACAAGAUGUCCAAGUCUCUGAAGAACUUCAUCACCAUCAGGGAAGCGCUGAAAAGCUUCACACCUCGGCAGUUCCGCCUCAUGUUUGUCCUUCAGCCUUGGAACAAGCCGAUGAUGUAUGGGGAGCAAAGCAGGGAGGAGAUGAAGGCCAAAGAGGCAAUGCUGAAAAAUUUCUUUCAGAACAUCGAUGUGGCAAUCAGGAAGUCAGAUGUGGCUGGGAUGAGCAUGAAGUGGCUGGUGAGUGUUGAAAAGCAAAAAUCUGUUGGUGCUGUAUCCGUUCGCUGA